Molecule: messenger RNA, 809 nt
Organism: Hyaloscypha bicolor E
Lineage: Eukaryota; Fungi; Ascomycota; Leotiomycetes; Helotiales; Hyaloscyphaceae
Exons: 4
Coding region: 38-754 (238 amino acids)
Source: RefSeq, a predicted model, not a curated record
CCAAUUUCGACAAUGACUGACUGAGACGCUCUGAACUAUGCAACCAAACAUAUGUGCUAUUCAGAAGGUCAAAGGCGACAUGGAACAACCUCAAUCAUCAAGCAGAGAGACUGGGCCUCCUCGAAGGAGCAACGGGUUGCCACCAGAAAUACUUGAAAUCAUAUGGCCUGCCCUGCAAGUUGGAGGGCUCUCUGGCAUGUCUGGAAUGUUGGUUGGAGGCUUUGCUGGUGUAAUCCGAUCAACUACACCCACGCUGUUUGCCCUGGCAUCAGGUAUUCAAUGGUUCACCUUAGGGACCACAUUCUGCGCCUCAAGGGGUUUCGUUAUCCACGUCUGGGGAAAGGACAAGGUUGGACCUGGAGAAAAAGUCUCUGCUAGUGCAAUAGCAGGCGGAGUUGGGGGGACAGCCGGCGGCCUUCUCCGGGGCCGAGGAAAUGUCAUUCCAGGAGCUAUCGUGUUUGCCCUAUUCGGAGCAACAGGACAAGCAGUAUACAAUUGGGCAGAUGCUCGAAAUUCUCAGCUGGUAGAAAGGGGGGAAUCCGACAAGAGGAACUUCAUUUUGAAUUCCAAGUGGAGUCCAAUGAAAGUGUUGUCUGAUAGCGAGUACGAGAACAUGUUGAGAGAGAAGCUUCUCCGAGUCAACGCUCAGAUUGCGUUAGUUAACGAGAACAUUGAAGCCUUGCGAGCUCAAGAGCGCCAAUUGGCUGCCGAGAAUGACCAAAGGCUGAAUGAUCCCAAAGACACAUCGUCAUAACAAGCUUGUACAAUACUAGUAUUGUAGCUGGCAUUUAUUGGAUACAACUUCCGAC